CGUCGCUUGAUGUUCAUCCCUCAGCGCAAGACAAAAUCAAAUUUCUUUGCCAAUCUGUCGACAGAAGUUAUUUUCAUUAUUUUUGUGUGAUAAAACGAGUGAAUAGAAUUUACAAUUCAACACAGGUUUCUCUUUCAAUUUCUAUACAAAUGCCACAAGAAUAAAAUAAAACUCAGACAGGCACACAUCCCGAGCUGUGACAAAAAAUCUCUUUUUCCCAACUAUAGGAAAUUUAAUGUCGUCAUAAUAGGAACGAAUCACAAGUCAACAAAUUCGACGCUUACCUUCAAGGAUACUCGACCGCUGAAUUCGAGGUGUUUGUGUGUGUAGCAUUUCAUUUAAAAACCGUCACGUUGGAAGGGAAAAUAUUUUCGGCGGUGAACAAUUUCGCCAAAACGCUCACUGCAUCAACAAAGGAAAUCAGGCAACUAAUGCAGACUCGACAUAACAAUGAGCGGAAUGCAGCGACUACCGAUUAUGAGAAUAAUAUCGAGCAAUUGGACGCGAUAUCGGAUGCAAGCAGUGUAAUGCGAUACGCUUGCGAUGGCAGUCAAGAAAUUUCUGUUGAAUCGCCGAUCCCAUGUCGCAGCGCUGGCUCCAGCACGGAUGGAGUGUUCUUUUCAACGUCAUCGGGGCGAAAAGUUAUGGAUAACCGUCGAUUGAUAUCAAAGAGUCAAAUGAAAGAAUUCCGUGAAGCAUUUCGUUUAUUUGACAAGGAUGGUGACGGUUCAAUCACCAAGGAAGAAUUGGGUAGUGUUAUGCGUUCUUUAGGGCAAUUUGCGAGAACAACAGAAAUAACAGAAAUGCUGUUAGAAAUUGACAUUGAUGGUGACGGAAAUGUGAGUUUCGAAGAAUUCGUCGAUAUAUUGUCAAAUAUGACAGAUGCUACGGCUGAGUCGUCAGCAGACCAAGAAGAACGUGAGCUACGUGAUGCUUUUCGUGUUUUUGAUAAACACAACCGUGGUUAUAUCACUGCAUCGGACUUAAGAGCCGUUCUACAAUGCCUGGGAGAGGAUUUAGAUGAAGAUGAAAUUGAGGAUAUGAUCAAAGAGGUUGAUGUCGAUGGUGAUGGCCGUAUUGAUUUUUAUGAAUUUGUUCAUGCACUUGGCGAGCCAGAAGACUCACAGGAAAAUGAAGAAGACGACGAACUAUUUUCACCACUUCCAGUCAUUAAAUCCAUUACAGCAAACGAUUGUGACGAUAAUCUAUCGCAAUAAACUGGGUCAACGAUUGGCGUACUACAAAUGCACUUUUUUCAAUUUUCAUCGAAACAAUGAGCUCAAAGUCUAUCAUUAACAUAAGAUCAAUUAUUAACGUUUACUCCAGUCAAUGAACCCAUGACAUAGUGACACACACACACACACACUCCCCGUAACAUUUUGGAAUAAAUUUACUACUUGUGCUUCAUUUUUGAUCUAACCUAUGCAUAUCUGUUGUCAUAAUCAAUUUUGAAUAGAUAACACAAUAACCUCACCAUAUAUUUAGCUCAAUUGCUUCGUACUCAAUAAACUUUUUGCAUUCACAACCUCCUUUUGAAUACAUUAUUCUCCAUUUUUUCCAAGAAUGUAGCGAAUUCAUGAACAAACAAAUAAAUAAUUCUUAUGCGUGUAUUUUUCUUCUCAUCAAA
Messenger RNA from Sitodiplosis mosellana (orange wheat blossom midge), 1627 nucleotides. Its product is annotated as calmodulin-beta. The transcript is spliced from 6 exons. The record is from RefSeq and is a predicted model, not a curated record. Bases 432 to 1217 code for a protein of 261 amino acids. Gene Ontology annotation, molecular function: calcium ion binding; enzyme regulator activity. Lineage: Eukaryota; Metazoa; Arthropoda; Insecta; Diptera; Cecidomyiidae.